Hydatigera taeniaeformis is the source of this 204-nucleotide messenger RNA. The record is from the annotation of a GenBank genome assembly. Lineage: Eukaryota; Metazoa; Platyhelminthes; Cestoda; Cyclophyllidea; Taeniidae.
AUGAAGAUUUGGGGUGAACUUAUUCAAGUACUCCCGCGUACUCGCAAUGGCAGCGCUGCGCUCUUCCGUCGCUUCGCUAUCAUUACGUCGGCGAGUGUUUACGAUGUCUUUGAGACAGUCAUUGUACUGAUGGAGAUUUGGCGUUCGUUUCUUUUGUUCCGUCUCCUUCACUUCAUGGCUGUGGAACAGUUGCAGUUGGGAUAG